Eremothecium cymbalariae DBVPG#7215 is the source of this 1293-nucleotide messenger RNA. It is a transcript of the gene RTC4, whose product is annotated as Rtc4p. NCBI's taxonomy places the organism in Eukaryota, Fungi, Ascomycota, Saccharomycetes, Saccharomycetales, Saccharomycetaceae. The record is from RefSeq and is a predicted model, not a curated record. The coding region runs from base 1 to 1293 and encodes 430 amino acids. The transcript has a single exon.
AUGGUGAAAUAUGAAACGACCGUGUAUAGCACUAUGAUGGCCAACAGAAUCAUGUCACUACGUGGUCUGCGCAGUAAGAGGAAUAAUGCGAUAUAUGGUAAGGCCAACAAGGAUGAGAAUUCGUUACUUUUCAAAACGCAUUCUUAUGGGGAACGGUCUCAAAAUUUGACGCAGGAGCUAUCGGACAAUGAUUAUGCAAGCAGUAAUAGCUCACCUCCAGGACCGCAAUUCAGCAACAAGUUUAUUACGGAUAGUAACUUGGAUGUGGAUAGCAAGUACCAUGGUGUAGGUACUAGUAGUAGUGAUGAUAAGGAGACGCGGAAUGGAUCGUAUCCUUCGUCGCCGAUUGCAUCUAGUGGAGAUGGGUCUGAUCAAUUUUCGAUACAAGACAAUGUGCCGUUGCCGUACAAGGUACCUGAAGAAAAUAUACAGGCCUUGGAGGUUGCUGCAAGGCUGAAGGAUAUUCAUGAAGCGGUAGAGCAUGAUGAUAACGAUAGUCCAGGUGAUCAUUUAAGUAAGAAGAUGGUUUUCAGCGAUAUGCAGGACGAAGUUGCCCAGUAUGAGCAUAUGUUAAAGGUUAGGUUACGUUAUCAGAAGGACUUUAAGGUACCUCGUACUUUGUUCUCUGAUCAGUUGAUGGAGAAGGCGACCAAGCACAUAUACAUUGUGGAUGAAAUCUUGAAGGGAAGUCGAGUAUCUAUGUAUUAUGAUAAUGCACGUAAGGCCUUUAAGAAAUCUUCUAGGGCACUGCUCAGCGUUGAUGAAUUCCGUACUAUGGAUUUGAAGUGGUUUACAGCUGGGUACUUUGGCCUAAAAAGACAGAUCAGGUUAAGUUCCGAGGUCUUAAAUCGUUACAGAGAGGUGUUAUCUACACAUGUCAAUCCAACUGUUCGUUGGUGGGGCCCAACAGAUUUUUGUCGCUAUGUGCUUGCACCGGAGAUAUUGUCUUACGUUUGUAAGGAAGAAAUGGGAUUUACUGAUAUUGAUGAUGCAUGGACUUUUAUGGAGAAUACUGCGGAGUAUGGGCUUAUUGUAGCAGACGAGGAACCUCUUGAGACGUGGGAGAUUGAAUUUGAACAGAAGAAACUUGAUCGAUUAGGGUUAGAUUCAAGGUAUGGUAGUAUGCAUUACAGGCAACUUCCUGCUAGCGGAGCAGAACUUGAAACAUCAAAUACUGAAAGAAAACGAAGAAACAGCUGUGAAAAUGGGGCAACAGAGAACAGCCAAGUUUCAUCUGUCAGUAUGCCAAUAUCCAAACGAAGUAAACUUACAACCAAAAUACCUACAGAAUGA